Protopolystoma xenopodis is the source of this 330-nucleotide messenger RNA. The record is from the annotation of a GenBank genome assembly. Lineage: Eukaryota; Metazoa; Platyhelminthes; Monogenea; Polystomatidea; Polystomatidae.
AUGUUUCGCCGUGGAUGCAGGAGUAGUGAGAGGCGCCUUUGCAUAGUCUUAUUCGAGGCCGGACGAUCGGAGGCCUCCGAAUGCUCGCCCACGACCCUCAUUUCGCCUACCGUUUACAAGCAAUCUUUUUUUAAUUCCGUCCUGGCGGCCUCUUCGCCUUUCUCCUCGGCGAUGGCCGUCUCUCUUGUCCAGAUACAUUUGGAUGAUGGUUCAGAUAAUGUAUUUUCUGUUUGGGGGACUCAGCAGGCUCUGGCAAGCACUCGAGUCUUUGGCACCAGCUACCUGGCUCCAAAGGCAUUCACCUACUCCGUUCAAGCAUGGUCCCAUUGA